This is a messenger RNA of Carya illinoinensis, 3368 nucleotides long. RefSeq lists its product as uncharacterized. The coding region runs from base 1372 to 2739 and encodes 455 amino acids. The transcript is spliced from 5 exons. The record is from RefSeq and is a predicted model, not a curated record. NCBI's taxonomy places the organism in Eukaryota, Viridiplantae, Streptophyta, Magnoliopsida, Fagales, Juglandaceae. Gene Ontology annotation, biological process: lipid catabolic process.
UUAACUCGAGGAAAUUUACACUUCCACCAUUACCAAUCAAAGCCAAUCAUGAAUCCUUCGCACGUAAGGUGUGUGUUGGAAUCAAAAUGUUUUCUUCAACGCCCAUCUCUGAAUUGAUAAAACCCCGAAUGGGGUUUGACUUGCAGGUAGAAUAGCCUCCUCUCUCCUUCUCUCUCUCAGCGUAAGUCACAUCUCUCUAAGAUAUUAAAACCUAUGUUUAAAUAAUAUUCCAGCAAUGAAAGUCCAUGAUGCUCACAGCUAGUUUUCACUUUCCUGUGUUUUCCUGGAAGUGUAUGUAUUUUUCUUGUGGUGCUUUCGAGUUUCCAUUUUCUUGAUCAAUGCUGGAGUCCGGUUCUCGGGCCUCUUUUGUUUUCCUUUCUUUUCUGUUAUAUUCACUUGUUGGAUAAUUUUUGAUCAUCAAUAGCUGAAGAUUUUUCGGUGCAUAUGAAAAUCCUAACCAUAGAGUUCCAAUUCAGUUAAUAUGCAAAGUAACAGUUUCUCGGUCUCCUUAACUUGCCAUUCUCUGUCAAAUUGUGAUCUUGGUCCAUCUGAGAUUAUUGGAGUCUAACUCCUCGUACUCUUUGCUCAAUUGUCCGUAUUGUUUCUGUUGUUCCUAUUUGGUGAUUUUCUGUUGUUGUGGAUCGAAAUACUUUCUUUUCUGAUUUCCAUACCUCUCUCUCUCUCUCUCUCUCUCUCUCUCUCGAUCCAUGGCCUGAAACUCGAAACAAGUAUCCAAGUAUCCAAGCCACAAAGGUCCAAACGGAGCUAGUUUUUCCGAAAAUCAUCUAAUAUUUUUAGACCUAAGCUCCUCUCUCUCUCUCGAUCCAUGACCUGAAACUCGAAACAAGUAUCCAAGCCACAAAGGUCCAAACGGAGCUAGUUUUUCUGAAAAUCAUCCAAUAUUUUUAGACCGAAGCUCCAGUUGUUAUAGCGAUCUCUCGUGAUACUUUUUUUUUUAAUAGGAGUUUCAUAUGAGUUUUCAAAGUUCAGGUUGUAAUUUUAUACACCGUUAAAGUGUUGGGUUUUUUUUUUCGUCCUUGGUCAAAGUCAGUAUAUAAGUGUUGAUAAAAUUUUCCAAGUUCUGAUACUCAAAUAGCUUUGCUGUUACAGUAAUAAUCCCAUCAUUGGAUUUAGCGUAUGAACAUUUUUUUGCAACUCGAGUUUACUCGAUUUGAGUACCACAUGAUAUCCCCUCUAUACUUGAAUCUUAGUUACGCAUAUAUGCACUCAUACCAUUGAAGAAUCUGCUAAUUUAGUGCCAAGUUGAUUUCCGAUUGAUCCCUUUCACAAGAAUAUUGUGUCCCUACUUUGCUCUUGCCUACAAAACUCAUUCUUUGAAUCUAUCUUAGCCUGCUCAAAGUGUGGACCUAAAUGUCAAUUAUAUGUGGCCUCCCUCUCCUUGAGUGUGUUUAUUGCCUUGCAUGCGCCCGCUGGGCUUGGAAACGAUGUCUCCACACUGCAGGACAUGAUAGUGAGACUUGGGGCAUUGCCUCAGCUGAAGAAUUUGAACCUGUCCCUCGCCUUUGUCGCUACCUUCUUGCUGUAUAUGAAGAUGAUCUAAGGCAGCCCCUUUGGGAGCCUCCUGGCGGGUAUGGAAUUAACCCAGAUUGGGUAAAACUGAAAAAAACUUAUGAAGAUACCCAAGGACAGGCUCCUCCCUAUAUACUAUAUGUCGAUCAUGAUCACUCUGAUAUAGUUCUUGCCAUUAGGGGUUUAAACUUGGCAAAGGAGAGUGACUACGCUGUUCUCUUGGAUAAUAAGCUAGGAAAGAGGAAGUUUGAUGGUGGCUAUGUUCACAAUGGGCUAUGGAAUGCCGCUAAAUGGGUCUUGGAUGCAGAGUGUGAGGUGUUGAAGGACUUGGUGGAAAAGUAUCCAAAUUAUACUUUAACUUUGACAGGGCAUUCCCUUGGAGCAGGUGUUGCAGCAUUGCUGACGAUGGUGGUGGUUCAGAAUCAGGAUAAAUUGGGACACAUUGAAAGGAAGAGGAUUAGGUGCUAUGCUAUUGCGCCUGCCAGAUGUAUGUCACUGAAUGUAGCAGUCAGAUAUGCAGAUGUCAUCAAUUCUGUUGUGCUACAGGAUGACUUCUUACCACGGACAGCCACACCCUUGGAAGACAUUUUCAAGUCACUUUUCUGCUUGCCAUGCCUGUUGUGCCUAAGAUGCAUGAGAGAUACCUGUAUACCUGAGGAAAAAAUGCUCAAAGAUCCAAGGAGGCUCUAUGCACCUGGUCGCCUCUACCACAUAGUUGAGAGAAAGCCUUUCAGGAUGGGAAGGUUUCCUCCAGUUGUGAGGACUGCGGUACCAGUAGACGGGAGGUUUGAGCACAUAGUUCUGUCUUGUAAUGCCACUUCUGACCAUGCCAUCAUUUGGAUAGAGAGAGAAGCUCAAAGAGCACUGGAUUUAAUGCUUGAGAAAGAUCGGAUCACUGAAAUUCCAGAAAAGCAAAGAAUGGAGCGGCAGAAGACUUUAGUUAGAGAACACACUGAAGAGUAUAAAGCAGCACUACAAAGGGCUGUAACACUGGAUGUGCCACAUGCUUUUUCUCCUAAACAGUAUGGAACUUUUGAUGUGCCUGAGGAAGGAGAGCACUCAGAGUCAGACAGAUCAAUUGGUGAAUCUUCUCUAGGUUCGUCUGAGAAAAGCAGGAAAAAGGAAAGCUGGAAUGAAAUCACUGAGCGUCUCUUGGACAAGGAAGAGUCAGGUCACAUUGUUAUCAAGAAAUCUCAUAUGGAUGAUUGAUGUUGGGAUUUAAGUAAUAUAUGAGAAAGAAGGCAAAGUUUGCGGUUGACCCUAUUCAUUGAUCGAUUGUAACAUUUUUUUCCCCCAUUGAGCUACUUACCAAAAAAAAAAAAAAAAAAACAAGGGCAAAAGAAAUACGAAGACGCGAAUUGUUUUGAUUGGAAAAACGUGGGCUGGUGCUAGCCAUUUACUUUUUAGACAUGUGCCCGCCCCCUUUCAUUUAGCUUUUGGAAAUUAUCAAACAUUGGAAGGUUAUUCUUUUGAAAGGCAAAAGAAUUCAAUUCUGCAUUGCGACAAUUUCAGAGUAUCAACAUCCUACCAAACGCAGCGAAGGUACAUAAACACAAAUGUGACCUCUCUGCUUUUCUGUCACAGCCCAAGGAAGAACUCGAGCUUUGGGCAAGAAGGCAGUGGGCCACGGCCAUCAUUUAUUUCCUAUUAUGUUCUUAGUUAUUUUUUUACUUUGGGUUGUAACAGAUAUUGGGCCUUGGCCUGUAAUAUUUGAACCCUUUACAUUUAAAUUUUCCUUUGUCGAAUUAGGCCAGUAUGGGACAUCACUAUGGAAGGAGCAUUCCUUGCUCAGCGGCAAUCUUAUCGAAAGGCAUUGGAAUUUUCUGGUUUCUUCUCCA